Messenger RNA from Chanos chanos (milkfish), 688 nucleotides. RefSeq names its product macrophage migration inhibitory factor. Gene Ontology annotation, molecular function: cytokine activity; phenylpyruvate tautomerase activity. The coding region runs from base 173 to 520 and encodes 115 amino acids. The transcript is spliced from 3 exons. The record is from RefSeq and is a predicted model, not a curated record. NCBI's taxonomy places the organism in Eukaryota, Metazoa, Chordata, Actinopteri, Gonorynchiformes, Chanidae.
UGUCUUCGUUUGUGUGAGCCACUGGAAAGAUUUGUAGUGCGCGUGAGUGCUCCGUACCCUCACGAACACCAUAAACAGUCAGUUGAAAGUCUCCAAGGCACUUGUUUCGUUUUCACUGUCUACACUAACGUUAAUUCAUUGCUCUGCAGCAGUAUCUAUCAUAGACGCAGCGAUGCCGAUGUUCGUGGUGAACACAAACGUGGCGAAGGAUGCGGUGCCUGCACAGCUGCUUUCAGAGGUCACAGAAGAGCUCGCGAAAGCGAUGGGGAAACCCGCUCAGUAUAUCGCGGUGCACAUCGUGCCGGAUCAGAUGAUGAUGUUUGGAGGCAAGUCGGAUCCAUGCGCGCUCUGUUCCCUUCACAGCAUCGGGAAGAUCGGUGGGACGCAAAACAAACAGUAUUCACAGCUACUGUGUGGCCUGCUCAACAAACACCUGGGUAUCUCUCCGGACAGGAUCUACGUGAACUUUUUUGACAUGCCAGCAGCAAAUGUGGCUUGGAACAACAGCACUUUUGGUUGAAAGAAAAGAAACAUUUUUGUCUUCUUUCUGUAGAGCUCUAGUUUGUCUGCUCAUUCUGAAUAAGAGCACAGGGCAAAGGAAACCAAGUGACUGAAAGAUGUAGUUUGGAACACAAAGCACUUAUUGUAGAUCCCUGGAUCCACUGAUGUUACAAUAAAAUAUGUACCA